Geodia barretti is the source of this 1428-nucleotide messenger RNA. The record is from the annotation of a GenBank genome assembly. NCBI's taxonomy places the organism in Eukaryota, Metazoa, Porifera, Demospongiae, Tetractinellida, Geodiidae.
AUGGAACAGGCUGAUAUACCCUUCCUUUCAGCAACGCAAUUGGCCUCCUUGAUCGAGGCACGGCAGGUCUCACCGGAGGAGGCUCUGCAUGCUUACUUGGACCGCAUCGAACAAGUCGGUCCCAAAGUCAAUGCCUACAUAACCGUAUGCGCCGAUGAGGCCGUGCAGCAGGCCCGCCAAGCCGGGCAGGAAAUACAACAGGGCCGGUACCGCGGCCCCCUGCAUGGGAUUCCCGUUGCCGUAAAGGACCAAGUCCACACGACGGGUAUUCUAACCACCGACGCCUCUAAGAUAAGAGCGGACUUCAUCCCGACCGAAGACGCAACCGUCGUAGCCAAGUUGAAGGAAGCCGGCGCGGUCAUAAUCGGAAAGACCAACAUGAGCGAGUUCGCCAUAGGUGAUUCGUUCAGUUCCUUCAAAGGCCCGGCGCGCAACCCUUGGGACCUGUCGCGCGACCCCGGCACCUCCAGCACCGGAUCGGGCGCGGCCACUGCCGCCCGGCUGUGCGCCACGUCUCUGGGAGAGGACACCGGAGGGUCGAUUCGCGGCCCGGCAUCCCUCUGCGGGCUGGUGGGGCUGCGUCCUACUUGGGGCCGGGUCAGCCGAUUCGGGGCCGACGGGGCCUGCUGGUCCAUCGACACCAUUGGUCCUAUAUCCCGCACUGUGGAGGACUGCGCGGCCACCAUUGGGGCCAUCGCGGGUUACGAUCCCAAGGACCCCUACACCCGGCAAGUACCGGUGCCCGAUUACCGGCAAGCCCUGACCGGGGACAUAAGGGGGUUGAAGGUUGGUUUGGUACAGGAUUAUCUGGAUCCGGAAAAGUCCGGCGUGGACCCGCGAGUGCGAGACGCCGUAAUCGCGGCGGCCGGGGUGUUAAGCGAGUUGGGCGCCGACGUGCGGGAUGUUUCACUGCCUUUAAGCGUCAAUUGCGGGGUUGCCAUCCGGACCAUUACUCACGUAGACAGGGUGAGCCUGCACCCGGAAUGGCUUAGGGAGAGGCCUCAGGACUACCACCACAACACACGGGUGUCCUUCUCAACCGCGAACCUGAUCCCGGCCCCGGUGUAUUACAAAGCCCAGAAGGUACGGGCCAUGGUUCGCCGGGAGGUACUGGGCGCACUGGAGGACGUGGACGUGCUAAUCCAGCCGACAUCCGCCGCACCGGCGGGGGUUAUGUCGAUGGACGGCACCGUAGCCAGUAAGCAGCAGGCAAAGCAGGCCCUGCACAGGGGCGGUUACACCGGUCCCUACAGCCUGACGGGCACGACCGCCAUGUCGAUACUGUGCGGGUUCAGUUCGGAAGGCGACGGAGGCCUCCCUCUGGCGCUGCAAAUUGCGGGGCGGCCUUUCGAUGAAGCCACUGUCCUACGCGUUGGGCACGCCUAUGAACAAGCCACCCCUUGGCACAAUCGUCUUCCGCCGAUUUAG